AUGGGUUACCAAUCACAUAAGCAAAGUAAUUCCCAAACCAUGUCUGCCAAGGAGCAAGACGGUGCCUCAAUGAUGAGCACAUCAACAUACGCCUCGACCAUGUCCAUCCUCAAGGAGGCGGCCAAGCAGAAGCUCCAUCUCUCGUCCAAGGACAGCGACAAGAAGGCCCGCAAGGAGGCCAAGAAGUCCGCCGCUCGGUCAACCGUCCUUGUUGAUGGCGUGCCCACCAAGAAGAGGCAGCCAUUGAAGGAUUCAAUGACACCCAGGCAAAGGACCGCAGAGGCAUAUAUGAUCCAAGCCACAUUGAAGUGA
Venustampulla echinocandica is the source of this 312-nucleotide messenger RNA. RefSeq lists its product as uncharacterized. The transcript is spliced from 3 exons. Bases 1 to 312 code for a protein of 103 amino acids. Lineage: Eukaryota; Fungi; Ascomycota; Leotiomycetes; Helotiales; Pleuroascaceae. The record is from RefSeq and is a predicted model, not a curated record.